Messenger RNA from Cucurbita pepo subsp. pepo (vegetable marrow), 1345 nucleotides. RefSeq names its product universal stress protein PHOS32. NCBI's taxonomy places the organism in Eukaryota, Viridiplantae, Streptophyta, Magnoliopsida, Cucurbitales, Cucurbitaceae. The record is from RefSeq and is a predicted model, not a curated record.
UGAAGCAGCUCAUGAGCACUGGUUUCUCAACGGAAAUGAAAAAGGAAAAAAAUCAAGAACUAACGCGACUGAUAAUGACGAAGAUUAAGGAAGAUGAUUAAAUUAAUCAAGUGCCGUUAGGGUUUGGUUGUUGAACUAAUCGUUCGUCAAUUCUCCAACGCAUUUUUAACCAAAUUCCAGUCUGCAAGUCAUUUGGAAUCUUGGAAUCUUCCUCUUGCUUCCGUUGAUCGGUUCUCCGUUUGCAUUUUGGGCUCUGUUCUUUCUUUCUUUUCCAUUUUCUGGAUCAGUUCUUCAAUUUUUUGCGCAUUUAAUCUUUUCUUUGUCAUCUGUUUCGCUUCUGAUUCGAAUUUCCAUCAGCUGUAUUUCCACCUUUUCCAGCAUGAGUCUUCAACCUACGCGAUCGGACUUGGAAUCUACUGAUAUUGACGGCGUGAAUCCUAAUGACUCUGGUCGAAUUCAACCGUCGUCGCCGGGCGCUCUUCUAUCAGCGCGUCAUUCAUUGGACUCCCAGCGGAGAAUCGCAAUUGCUGUUGAUUUGAGCGAUGAAAGCGCCUACGCUGUCCGUUGGGCUGUUCAGAACUAUCUCCGUCCCGGAGAUUUGGUGUUUUUUCUUCACGUCCGACCUACCAGCGUUCUUUAUGGAGCGGAUUGGGGAGCGGUUGACCUUCACCAAAGGAGUAGCAGCAGCGACGACGUUAGCGCUGAGGAAUCGCAAAGGAAGCUCGAGGAUGAUUUCGAUAACUUCACGACGACCAAGGCCAGUGACUUGGCUCAGCCUUUAGUGGAGGCCAAUAUUCCUUUCAAGAUUCAUAUAGUCAAAGACCACGACAUGAAGGAGAGGCUGUGCUUGGAGGUUGAAAGAUUAGGGCUCAGCGCUGUUAUCAUGGGGAGCCGUGGCUUUGGCGCCUCCAAGCGAAUCACUAAGGGCCGACUUGGGAGUGUUAGCGAUUACUGCGUUCACCAUUGUGUAUGUCCAGUAGUGGUGGUCAGGUAUCCCGAUGACAAGGAUGGUUCUCGUGGAGAUGCCGAUGCCGAUGGAAGUAGUGGCGGCUCGGUGAAGAGUAUUAUUGGGGAGGAAGUGGAACUUGAACCAGUUCCUGAGGACGAGCAGGAGUAUCACGACGCUGAUGAGGAGAUCAAAGAAGUUGUGCAGGUGCCAAAGGUAGAGAAGACUGGUGAGUGAAUUGAGUUGACUUGAACAGUUGGUGUGUUUGUAUGUGGUGAAAAUAUUUCGUACCCUUUGUGGAUGAACAAAAAACUGUAUGUAUGGUCAGACAUUGAUUUCCAUUUGUGUGUUCUCACACUACUGUUCAUAUAAAUAGUACAUACAUGUUUGUUAUAUCCA